This is a messenger RNA of Cladocopium goreaui, 786 nucleotides long. The record is from the annotation of a GenBank genome assembly. NCBI's taxonomy places the organism in Eukaryota, Dinophyceae, Suessiales, Symbiodiniaceae.
AUGGCGGCCUUUGCAAUUCUUUUCUCAAUAUAUUUGUGGUCCCUGGUGGUGUCCCAGGACAACGAAGCCUGCGUUGCAGGGAAGUGUGGUUUCAACAGCUCCAACGAUGUGGCCUCCAUGGUCCAACUCAAUGUUGGCCAGUCUUCCGGUAUCAACACGAUGAGAAAUGACUUUAGAUUGGCAGAUGAAGGUGACAGCUGCCAGGUGGCGUGUGGCGGCACUAACGGUGGGCCGCCUGUUUGUGACACGACAGAGAUGGCAACGGUUGAUCAGGCUGACAUCGAGACACUGAUUGCGCCCAAAACAUGCGCGAACGUAUUCGUCAACCCUGUUACAAUCAGCCCAUAUGUUCUGACCGAGCCGAACGGGCAAAAGUUGUGCUACACAAACCCAUCGGCAGCAAAUAUUCAAUGCAAUGCUGCACCACCUCCCCCUUCCGGCGGCGUCGUGAGACAACGAGUUUGCUCCUGUCUUCCCACCACAACGACCUCCACCACCACAACAACCACCACAACCACCACAACGACAACCACCACAACGACAACCACCACAACGACAACCACCACAACCACCACAACGACAACCACCACAACGACAACCACCACAACGACAACCACCACAACGACAACCACCACAACCACCACAACGACAACCACCACAACGGAGGAUGAGACAACGGAGGAACCAAUGACCACCACAACCGACAAACCCUAUGGACGACAUCGUCGACACCGAAGGUUCCGGCGUUUCCUCCCCUUCCGCCGUCACGACCAACAUGGCUACUAG